AGGAGGAAGAGACCAGCGAUGAGGACAAGGAAAAGGCCAAGGUGCAGACAAGUUUGAGCCGAAAGUGCUUUGAUCCGCGAGUCGAAGAUGGUUUUUCAACGUAUGGAACAUGUAUUCAGACUUAGACAUCUUUAGACUCAUUGAUAACGUUGAUAAAACCCUCCAUGGAACUGGAGUCUAAAGAGUCAUGGAUAGAAAAGAUAGAAAAGCGAUCCAUGGAACGAUCCAUGGAACUGGGUCAUCGCUUUACCAAGUCAUUUCCACCACAGGAACAGUUGGGCGUUUGGGCCUUCGCCCCCUGUUCCCGUCCGCCCAAAAACGUCUCCGAAUCGCCUCAGGAGGUGAUAAGAGACACCUUGGCGAAGUUGGAGUCUGAAGGAAAAGAGGGCAAGAAAGGCAGCAAGACCAGGAAGACUAUCGAGAAGCUGAAAGCCUUGCUGGGUGAGGAGGAUGAGCCCGAGGAAGAAAUCACAGAGGAUCAACAGUCCCACCUGGACUUCGCCAAGGCCCUGCAGGAAGAGCAAAAGCGAAAGAUCCACGUCGACAUGAAGACUGUUAGGAAUGAGUUCAAGAAGGACUUUGGCAGCGACUCCCGGGCCUUGCUUUGCAGUGGCUGCAAGAUGGUGGCAGGACGUUUGAGCAGCGAGUUAGACACUCACGAUGUGCACGAGCAGGAGAGCCCUGCGCAGAUGCUGGCCGCCAAAAGAAGGGCCAUUGACUCCACCUGUAGCAGCUUGCGGCACCUACAGGCCGUGAAGGAGGACGAGUCGGGCAGCGCCCGCUUCGAAGCCAGCGAGGUCAUUGGUGAGGGUGAGCGUGAGGGCAAGCGUCUUUGUGCUGCGAUUUUGGAGGAGUCGCGCUUUGAUAUCCUGGCGAGGCUGAUCCAGCGAAAGAUCCCUGAAAUGCAGCACUUGGCUGGCGAGAGGCAUCAUCCCAACUGGGAGCGCUGGCUGUGUGCGGAGCGGAUGCGUUUGUGCAAGAGAAGUGAAGUGAGACACGAUGAGGAUGAUGAGAUCGAUCAGGAUUUGUGACAGAAAACAGUCAGCCGGAUGAACAUGGAUGA
Molecule: messenger RNA, 1063 nt
Organism: Durusdinium trenchii
Lineage: Eukaryota; Dinophyceae; Suessiales; Symbiodiniaceae
Source: the annotation of a GenBank genome assembly